Molecule: messenger RNA, 1130 nt
Organism: Diospyros lotus (date-plum)
Lineage: Eukaryota; Viridiplantae; Streptophyta; Magnoliopsida; Ericales; Ebenaceae
Product: two-component response regulator ORR9-like
Biological process (GO): cytokinin-activated signaling pathway; phosphorelay signal transduction system
Source: RefSeq, a predicted model, not a curated record
AAGCGAAAGGUCGAGUGGACAGGUAGGUGGAUGGUCAUGGCCAGAGAUUAAUGGCAGAAUGUUGUUGUUAUUAUAUUUGUUAGGAGAAAAAGUCCACUGGAGAGAAUCCCAUUUCCAAAAGAUUACGCUUAGAAAAAAGAAAAGAAAAGGACUAAUUCAUUGCUUGCACACCAAUUCAAAAAUCAACCUUGAAGAUCCGUGAGAUUCUGAAAGAUAUCUGGUCGGAUCUUGCUUUCCCAAACCAUCAAUCUCCUGGUUAUAUUUUCCCAUGGCUUCAACCCACAAACCUCCGUUCCCAACAUUCUUCUUUUCUCUUCAAUUCUGGAUUUCUGGUUCCACUCUGCAAUGGCUUGUGUGGCCACUGAUGCCAAGUUCCAUGUUCUGGCAGUUGAUGAUAGCCUCGCUGACAGGAAGCUGAUUGAAAGGCUUCUCAAGACCUCUUCUUACCAAGUUACUGCUGUGGAUUCUGGAAGCAAGGCUCUGGAGUUCCUGGGCUUGCAAGAUGAUGAACACAGAGAUUCAUACCAUCAACAACUGCAAGUAAAUUUGAUCAUCACAGAUUACUGUAUGCCUGGGAUAACUGGCUAUGACCUCUUAAGAAAGAUCAAGGAAUCCACAUUUCUGAAGGACAUACCAGUGGUGAUCAUGUCAUCAGAAAAUGUGCCCUCCAGAAUAAGCAGAUGCUUGGAAGAAGGAGCAGAAGAGUUUUUUCUGAAGCCAGUUCAGAUGUCAGAUGUGAAUAAGCUGAGGCCUCAUCUAAUGAGAGGAAAAGCCAAGGAAAUGCAAUCCAUCAACUGCAUGAGAGAGGGCAUUGAAGAUAUUCAUUCACGUGAUAGAACAAGAUCAUGAUCCAAUAAUUUUGAUCUCAUCUAGAUUUUUUCUUUUUCUUUUUCCCACUUCUUUGUUCUUAUUUAUUUAAGCUUAACUUGGGUAAAUUUUUUGACAUUAGAAAUGUUCGUGCCUAUGUAAAUGUUGAUAGAAAAGGAAGAAAUACAGUUUUUUGUUCACUUCUUUGCCUCUUUCUUUAGUUUAUUGUCCUUUAUUUUUUCUCAUACCAGCAAUCAUGUAAUGGGGAUCAAAUUUUCUGAAUAAUUUUGGGUAGAAAUGCAGCAUAAUCUUCUAUCAUUUAU